Coniophora puteana RWD-64-598 SS2 is the source of this 2601-nucleotide messenger RNA. RefSeq lists its product as uncharacterized. The transcript has 11 exons. The annotation marks the transcript as partial. NCBI's taxonomy places the organism in Eukaryota, Fungi, Basidiomycota, Agaricomycetes, Boletales, Coniophoraceae. The record is from RefSeq and is a predicted model, not a curated record.
UUCAAGACCGAGUAUCACCACAAAUCCGGCCGUUCCACCCGCUUUUACUCGUAUGAGGAGUACCGCCGUCCCGUCGAGCAGAUCUUCGAAAAGGACUCGCACCCGUGGCGACCAUUCCACAGCCGCGGCGACUGCGAACUGGCAUCUAUCGUGGUCGACGCUCAGAUGUCCGACUCGUUGGUGAAGCGACUCCUGGACCUCAUCAAGAACGUCUCCAGCGGCGAAGCCUCCAUCACCUUUGGCUCAGUCAAGAACCUUCGGGAUGCCUGCAACACGGCCGCCAGAGAAGUCACUCCCUUCGAACUCCACGAUGUUGUAAUAAACUACAAAGGACAAGACCUCCACCACGACUUUUACGGACGAGAUCUUUUCGAGUGGGCUUUAGACUUGCUCGAUAAUGAGGCAAUCGCGCCUCAUUUUGUCUGGGAUGCCCAACGGAACUACAAAUACAAUGGCUCCGAGUAUGUACGCUUCAUCGACGAACCAUGGACAGCAGACCGCUGGUGGGAAGUCCAGGAAAAGCUCCCAGAACUCGACAAUCAUCCUGCAGCGCCCUUAGCAUUCGUCUUAUACGCUGACAAGACCAGACUCUCAAGUGCUGGCAAUGUUCAAGGCUACCCGGUUGUUGCGAGGUGUGCGAAUCUGCCCGCAGAUAUCCGCAAUGGGCGAGGAUCAGGCGGUGGUUGCGUGGUCGGGUGGCUCCCCAUUUUGGAAGAUAACUCUGAGGAGGACGGAACGCUCGCCUAUACCACGCUGAAGCGCGUACUCUGGCACGAUUCGGUACGGAAACUAUUCGAGAACGCCCAGGACAGCUCAAAAAACGGCUUCUUCUACGAGAAAUGUCACGACGGAGUUCCACGAUGGCUAUAUUUUAUGAUCCUUAUUCUGUCGGCGGACUACGAGGAGCAAACUACUAUGGUUCUCAACCGCGGUGCGGGUGGGAACCAUCCGUGCCCUGUCUGUCUUGUCCCUAAAAACCAGCAACAUGACCUUUUCCAGCGAUUCCCUCAGCGCUCCGAGGUAGAAACGAAGGAUAUCGUGAUAGAGUAUAAUCAACCCGAUGUCAAACCAGCGGACAAGCGACGAUUAGGGGCCCGCCUCGAUGAGCUAAGUGUCAGACCUGUUAAUAAUGCAUUUUGGAUGUUAAACUACUCUGACACGGCUGACACGAUUUCUGUCGAUCAUCUUCACAACUUUCACCACGGCAUAUACGGUAAACAUCAGCAUCCCGAGCUAGUCAAGAUGCUUGAGAACACGCCAAGGUCUCGCGCAGACUUGAGUAAAUUCAACCACCAGUUCUCUCUUCAGCCUCGUUGGCGUGGCUUUGGCCACUUUGAUUCGCCAUCCACAAUGACAUUCAGUGACGGUAAUAAAUUCAGGGAUAUAUCUAAGCAAGUAUUAUUCUGCGCGUAUAAUAUCCUAACGCCUACGUACUCGCCCGAAGGGUAUAAGCUGCUACAGCUUAUUAGCAGCUACCUCGAGCUGGAUGCGUACUUUUCUCUCGAAGUCCACACCACGGAAACAAUCCGAGCUGCCUGGAAGGAGGUGAAUAGGUUUGGUACCCUUUUGAAGGAGUAUAUUGCUGCGGCCCUACUCGCUCAAAGCGAAGGGCGAAACCCGAAGAUCAAGACGAAAUGGGAUUUCCCGAAGAUACACGCUCUGAUCCAUUUCCUGAACGACAUUCUGCAGAAAGGGGGGAGCCGUCACACUUCCACUCGCCCCAACGAAGGCAUGCACGGGCCACUAAAGGACGCAUACGAGAAUCGGUCGAACGGCAAAGAUUUUGCCGAGCAGAUCCUCCGCAUCGACGCACACAGGCUAGCGCUCCUCGUCCUCAGCGAGCGUAUACAUCGGCAAGAUGACAUAAAGCGCUUGGAAGAGCUCCAGGCUCGUGUAGAGCACGAUGACGACGUGACACCACGUGAAAGCACGCUGGACUGGCACGUUUAUCUUGGUUCCCCGCAGCAGCCCAUCGCCCUCCGGGAUGUUGCCGGUAAGUGCGAUCAGGACGCUGCUUUCACCGACUUCGACAGCAAGCUCGAAGACUACAUCAACUUUCAACUUUUUCCAUGCCUCGAUAUCUCCUUGUCGUCGCCCGUAUCUCUCCCAGAAACAUUUCAGAUCACCGAGUACUAUUUCUUCAAAGUCAACUAUGAAUCACACGAAACCUGGACGAUCCGCACGGACUAUUUACGCUGCAACCCCUUGUUUUAUGGCCACCCUCGUUACGACUGCGUCCUUGCCAAACUUGGCCCUGGUGACGCUGGUAUUGCCCGUCUCGUAAAGAUUUUCGACUUCACUAUAGUGUUCGAUGACGCUGGAGAGCCCCGCCCUCAGGUUUUCUCGGCAGCUCUCGUUCAACCUUACACCGCACAGCUCGACUUGCCCGCUAACGUUCAGAAAUCCGACGACGAUCUGCGCUUCACCCGAGUCAAGGCCUGCCCCCGUACCAAUGCGACUAUUAUCUCCCUGGACUCGGUCAUUCGAGGAGCCUUAGUAAGCCCCGACUUUGAUCGCCCUGAUGAACACUUUGUCAAUACCUAUAUCGACGGCGACAUGUUCCUCCGAAUGAAGGGGGACUGGACCUGUGUUCAUCCUUAG